Messenger RNA from Calypte anna (Anna's hummingbird), 2771 nucleotides. It is a transcript of the gene ETS2, whose product is annotated as ETS proto-oncogene 2, transcription factor. The record is from RefSeq and is a predicted model, not a curated record. Gene Ontology annotation, biological process: regulation of transcription by RNA polymerase II; cell differentiation. The transcript is spliced from 10 exons. Gene Ontology annotation, cellular component: nucleus. Gene Ontology annotation, molecular function: sequence-specific DNA binding; DNA-binding transcription factor activity, RNA polymerase II-specific. Bases 409 to 1848 code for a protein of 479 amino acids. NCBI's taxonomy places the organism in Eukaryota, Metazoa, Chordata, Aves, Apodiformes, Trochilidae.
CCCGCCCGCUGAAGAGCGCCUGCGAAGGCGGGCGGCGCGGCACAGGACAGCACGGAUCGGAUCGGAUCGGCUGAGCAGAGGCUCGGCAGUACCAGCGGAUCCGGCGGGCAGCGCCCACGCACCCGGGCACCCGCCUUCCCUCUUCCCGCCCUCCUUUUCUCCUCCUCCGGGGACUCUCUGUUGCGAUCAACCCAUCGCCACCACUACCGCUGCCGCCGCCGCUGCUGCUGCUGCUGCUGCUGUUGUUGUUGUUGUUGGCCGACUCUGCCAGAUUCGAGGAUAUUUUGGCUCCCGGAAAGGCAGCGGCGCCUCGGUUUUUUUGGACUGUUGCGUGUGUUGCUGCCCGUGCCCCCGCCGCCGUCGGGGAGAGACGCAGAGGAGCGGGCGAGCACCGGGCUCGGGGAUCAGAUGAGUGAUUUUGGGAUCAGAAACAUGGAUCAAGUAGCUCCUGUGUCUACCAUGUACAGAGGAAUGCUCAAGCGUCAACCAGCAUUUGACACCUUUGAUAGUUCCAACUCCCUCUUUGCUGGAUAUUUUUUCUCACUAAAUGAAGAUCAGACACUUCAAGAAGUGCCAACAGGAUUUGAUUCUACUUCUUAUGAGUCGAACAACUGUGAAUUGCCUCUGUUAACCCCGUGCAGUAAGGCUGUGAUGAGUCAGGCCUUGAAAGAUACUUUCAGUGGUUUCACAAAGGAACAGUGUCGGCUGGGUAUCCCAAAUAAUCCCUGGCUGUGGACUGAACAGCAAGUUUGCCAGUGGCUUUCAUGGGCUACCAAUGAGUUCAGCUUGGCAAACGUGAACUUCCAUCAGUUUCUUAUGAGUGGCCAAGAUUUGUGCAGCUUGGGCAAGGAGCGUUUCCUGGAAUUGGCACCUGACUAUGUGGGUGAUAUUCUGUGGGAACACCUGGAACAGAUGAUAAAAGACAGCCAAGAGAAAACACAGGAUCAGUAUGUGGAGAACUCUCAUCUCACCUCCGUUCCUCACUGGGUCAACAAUAACUCCUUAAGUGUUAAUGUAGAUCAGAACUCCUACGGAAUGCAGAUGCCUGGAUACCCUAAACCCCUUGGUUAUCCCAAACCUGGUCUUCUUACUGAUGUCUGUCAGACUUCCACAGGACCAAAUCUCCUCAGUCCAGAGCAAGAGUUUUCAUUGUUCCCUAAAACCCAAGCAGAUGCUGUUGGUGUGAACUACUGUGCAGUAAAUCAAGAUUUUCCAAGAAGCAAUCUGAACUUGCUGAUAGAUAAUUCUGGUAAGCUUAGGGAACAUGAAUCCAGUGACAGUGGUGCAGAAAGUUAUGAAAGCUCAGACUCAAUGCUACAGUCCUGGAACAGCCAGUCGUCAUUAGUGGAUUUACAGCGUGUGCCAUCCUAUGAGAGCUUUGAAGAUGACUGUAGCCAGUCCUUGUGUCUGAGCAAACCUACAAUGUCUUUCAAAGACUAUAUUCAAGAACGAAGUGAUCCUGUAGAGCAAGGGAAACCAGUUAUUCCAGCAGCAAUUCUAGCUGGCUUUACUGGCAGUGGACCUAUACAGUUAUGGCAAUUCCUUCUGGAGUUACUGACUGACAAGUCCUGUCAAUCAUUCAUUAGUUGGACUGGAGAUGGAUGGGAAUUUAAACUUGCUGACCCAGAUGAGGUGGCACGGAGGUGGGGAAGGAGGAAAAACAAGCCAAAAAUGAACUAUGAGAAGCUCAGCCGGGGCCUACGCUACUAUUAUGACAAGAACAUCAUCCACAAGACCUCAGGGAAACGCUACGUGUAUCGCUUCGUCUGUGACCUGCAGAACCUCCUGGGGUACACGGCGGAGGAGCUGCACGCAAUGCUGGGGGUGCAGCCCGACACGGAGGACUGAGCCCCGAGGAGGUGAUGCUGCAGGGCUGAAGAUCCACGUGUUUGGUGGGACUGUGUCUGGUGACCAUCUGCAGUCAGUUCUUCUGGCUGCUUUGGAUGGGUGCAACUCUUGGGAAAUAAGGACCUUUAGCCAAUUUUGUAACCAGGGAGAGCUGGAAGGAAGUGGCCUUAUUUCAUCAGUGGCUUCGGGGGUUGCCGUGACGGGCACUUGAGAAGCAUGGAAGUCAGCACAGACCCCAGCUCUGUCAUGAAGAGAUGGAAAUGCUCUCAGAUUAAGCAUUUUGACGACCUGUACUGCCGUAUAAAGUGUUUUAGCUACUUACACUGCCAUGUUACAGUGGGUUGGCUUUAAAACCAAAGGCUGGAUGAGAAACCAGUGGUACAGCAGAAGCAUUGCUCAGCUGUUUUAAAAUACCAUCACCUGUGCUUAUGUCUUGUAUCAUUCAAUUUAUUAAAUUAAGAAAAAAAAAAAAGGCAACAGAAAACCCCACCACAACAAAAUAAUUUAUUUUAAAUGAGCAGUAAGGAGGAUUGAUAUUAGUUUUGUUCUAAAGCAUGUUUUAUUAUUAUUAUUACUAUGACUCCAGAAAUGUGCUGUAUAGGUACAUUAACACUCUGUCCAAAACCAGAUGUAGCAACUGUUAACAGAAAAACAAAAACAAAAAACCCUUUAAGGAAGGAAAGGAAAAUCAUACCAUUUCAAUAUUCAGUUUGUAUAUAUUCUCUGAUCCUUUUUGAAACUCUGUAAUAUUCCUAUUUAACAGAUAUUGUAUAGUGUAAAUUAAACUAAUUGUAUGUGUGUUUUUAAAUAGGAUGAAUGUAAAUUUAUCAAUUUUUUUCAUGUUUGUCUAGGAUAUGCAACCUUCUGCAAAUAUUUAAUUGGCCUGAAAGACAACAUAUGUGCUCAGUAUGCAUGCAUAUGGU